AGACGCGCUCUUCCAUCCCUCAUUCCCAAUUAUUUUUCUCCAUUUGAUUAUUAGUAUUUUGUAUCAUCAUCUACCAUCUUCUAUUAAUUCUCCUUUCCUUUUCUAUAUAUGUUGGCACUCAUAUAACCAAUGUCUUAACCAUCAACUCUGACCUUCAAACAAUUUCAGCUCUGACCUUCAAACAAUUCCUAGGAUCAAACUUUGUAGUACAACUUUUCUUAUCCAUCGAAAAAAUGCCUGCUGUCCCCAAAAAACAAUGCGCUGCUAAAGCAGUGAAAAAGGGGAAUCAUGUCAAGAAACAUCAACCGCAGAUGCCUGCUUCUAGUUGUUUUGCCUCCACAACGUUCGAAACGCAUUGCGACACCUCUACUGGACUACAUUACGAGACGCAGAUCACGCAGAUGGAGGACGACCUCCAAGGAGUUCCAACUUCUUCUCAAGAUGAGAAUAAUCCCUUCAAAACUACUCAAGAUUCUCAUGCUACUGCGUCGCUAUCUUCCCUUCCUACUGCUACUCAGCCUGCCGAUACUAACGAUGCUAAAGCUGUGCCAUCCACUCAGUCUUCAUCUUCAACAUCUCUGCAUCCUGCUUCUCAGUCUGUGGAUAUAGAGCAAGGUGAGCACGAUUUACUAGAAGGACAAGUUUUUCCUCAAGAGAAAAGGUUAUGCUUUUGAACAGUUGCGCAGCAUUUAAAGAAACAGCAUUGAUUCCUUUUUCCAAGAGGUAUUUGGAGUCAAUGCUUUUCUCUCAUGCUACGUCUACAUCUUGUUCACUAAUUGUAGCUCGUGGACGCCCAAAAAAAAAUGGUGCAAAGGAAAAAUUAUGAUGGAGUUUCGCGUAUGUCUGUUUCUAAGAUUUUCCUCCCCCACUUUACCAUUUCCCUUAGCUAAUAAGCAUGACGUUUUCUUUUCAACAGGACUAAAGGGCCAUCCUCUAAUUGCUCCGUUUGUGGUGGAAGCUAUCGCGGAGGACGUCAGAAUGGUCUAUCCAUGGUUAAGGUUCUCGAACUUGGUCAUCUCUCGCGAAGAAUACUGAUUCCUACGUAUUCUUGUAGUGAGAAAUGAGCAAUUAGUAAUAUUUUCUAACAACUGGCGUGUGGAAUCAGGACGAACCCUUUGGCCCUCCGCCUAUGGCAGGGGGUCAUUAUUAUGCACAAUAUUUAUGAUGUGGACCUUUUCUUUCUUUCCAAAGAGUUGAUCCUCUCUUAUCGCCAAUUUAUAUGUGCUCAAUCCCGUCUAAUACUCAUGAUUACCUGGUCGAAACCAACGCAAAAGCUGAAAAAUCAGAAUCCUUCGAUCAAGGAUCCCGAGGACCACACAACCCAAGAGUUUUUGGAUUCUUAAGGCCUAUCUUCACUAUGUAUCUUCUUCUUACUUGAUUUUUUUAUACUUCGUAUGUCUCUUUGUUUGUAAUUAGUUUUCCCUUACAUUUCCAAACUAGCUGUUUACUCAACCUUCUAAAAAAUGAUCUUAGAAGCGCAUCACUGUUGUGGAACAACAAUUAGAGUGGCGGCGGUCCGGAAAGAACGAUCCAAUGAUGGCCAAGUCCAUUUACGCUAUCACUAUCUCAAUUCAGAUACCAGCGGGCAGUUUGUAGAAAAUACAAAAUUGCCAACCCCUAAGUCUCUGAAUAGAAUGAAACUAUCUCUAAACGUGCAGCAUGCGGAAAUUUGUGCAGGGAAUUCAAAAAAAUUAUGAAGCCUUUACUCUUCGAGACAGUAGAAAUUUUUGCCCUUUACUCUUCGAGACACUAGCUUUUUAAACGUAGACUAUACAAUCUCUAUUAAAUUUCAACUUAUGCAGGAACAUCUUCUAAUAAAACGAUUUGGAUGGAAACAAAGCUAUCAGCACCUUGCUGACAAAGGCAUCAUGGUUCACUACAACCCAUGUUCGCUGCAAGCUGGUAUAUUUUUUUUUUUAUUUCAUUUUUUGGUUCUAAUAAAAGAUGCUACAGCCCUACACUGAAUAGGUGUCCUCGGUAGCAUCCACCAAUAACCACUAUCCCAAACCCCAGGUGUGUCCUACCUCUAUUACGACAGCAGCAAAAAACAUCAUUUCAAUUUCAUUUAUGGACCUUACUUCUUUAAUUAGAUGCGUGCCUGCCGUCAAUGAUGUCUAUCUAGAGAUCAUUGACCAAGCAAAAACGCUUCUAAUUUUAUGACUCAAUCCCCUCUAAAUAUAUGGGUCGAUGUUGCUGCAUUACGCAGAUGGUGAAGUACGACGCAGUGCCGAAGAAAUUUUAAGAAAAUAUAUCCUUUCUGUACUACUAUCAAAUUCCCAAAUGCAUUCCACUAAAAUUGUUGCUUCCUCUAAUACUUGCGGAUGGCUGUGCCGAAGGCUACGUCAAGGAGAAAAUGGUAUCAAUUGCGUCAUAUAUUUUCUUUCAUCAACCAAACACUACUUCUUCUAUGAUGAAUUGCUUCUCAACAAGGUGUCCACAAAUCUUUUUUUCUUUCAAAUAAAUAGGACUUUCUGGAGUUCCGCGAUUACUUGGAGCAGCAACUGGUGAACGAUUACAUUGCCCUACAGCAAGCUACCAAGACGGAUAAAAAACUGGAUGAAUACUUAUUAGGAUUUUUCACAUAUAUCCACUACUUCUCUAUCUCAUACUCAAACUCUUUUCCUGCUCCAUACCUUUUCCGAUCCACAUUCUAACAUGCAACAAUCGGUCGCACGAGCCUCAACAACAGUUCCGUAAGGCCAUCAGAUGCUUGCAAUUGCGUAAUUUCCAGCAUACGCGUCUCAUCGAUUUUGUCUGUCAACAAUAUACUAACCUCGACUGCUGCUGUGAUGGCCGGUUCCUAGAGAGCUACGCAGAAAUAUCGAAGCACGCUGAACUACCUGAGGAGUACAGCCAGUAUACUGGAGAUCCUCACGCUAUCUCCAUCAUCCUUUUGGUUUGGAUGGCACUUGGCCGCGUCAGGGGUAACACCCUUGCAAUUUUUAUGGGCUAUUCACCAAGAAUUUUCUAAUUAAGUCAUUCUUUAUGUGUGCUGGUAACUCAGCCAUCGCCUCUUUCUAAUGAUUGCGGUGAAUCCGGAACCGGCAAAUCUUAUGAUGCUUUUUCGGAGCAAUCGCGCAUUUGUAUUUAUUGACAUCAUUUAUAUUCAGAAAAAGAAUAUAAAAGAUGUUCGCAAAUACUGACCGAAGUAUGCAGAAUCUAAUCUGUCUGGAUCCUCAACACUCUCAAAUAUGGCACGUCGAAACUCAGGUUCUGAGACAUCCUAGACUACGUCUUGGAAUAGUCAAGAUGUAGCCACACAAGAUGAAGUCUCAGAAUCUUUUUUCUUCUAAUGAACAGAGCUACUCGAUAAUGAGUACUACGAGAUUCUUAUGCUAUCAAGCACCUGCUUCAUUUUAUGAUAAUUCUUUUUGCUUUCUCCACGCAAAAGGAAACUCAAAUGAAGCAUUGUGAAGGUCAACUUCUAAUCGAUCGACUCCUGUGGGCACUUACGUAUUUUAUUCUUUAUUUUUCUCAUAGUGCUUACUCUACUCACAUAAAAAAAUAAUUAUCUAUCAUUCUUAUUAGGUUAUCUUGAAGGAAUAACCUUUACUUUUCGACACAUUGAGGCUCACCAACAAACCCACGACAGCCGUUGGCCCGACUCGGAUACUAUUUUCCGCUGACGAGAUGCUUCCUUUAUGGCUAAAUCUGGGUAAUUCUUACCGCUUAUGUGAUAUCCUACAUCUUCAUCUCGCUGCAACUCAAAACUUCGCUGGAGCAAGGCUAAAGACUCCUCGUCAGCGGAAAAUAGUACCAAAGUCUCUAACUCGAGCUUGACGAAUUGAGCUUAAGGAUGUUACGUGGAAUGUUGGGAUCCGAAGGAUUUUGGAAACUUACGAACAUUGAGAGCCUUUUUAUACUUCCCUGGUAAUUUUUGCUUCACUGAAAGCAACUACUUACAUCUGGAAGCUUAAAUAAGACUCUCGCCUCACUCUAAUCAUUGCUGGCUAACUUAUGAAAACCUGAGCCCCCUCCUCCACUCUUGAUCUUUUUUUUUCCUUACCUCCUCAAACCUUUCUAAGACAUCCUCCAGACCAGUAGAACCAUCCGGCCAGCCUUUCUUAAGAUUGCCUCAUUAUCCCUAUCAUUCAUCCUCACAAGGCUGCGGAUUCAUAUAAUACAUCUUCAUCAUUACUUCUCCAGCCUUGGGGAAAUAUUUUGAAUAUUAGGGCCUUUGGUCCUUUAUUGUGGCAAAAAACGCGAUUCCCGAUCGGGAAUCAUUUAAAGAUGCCGCGCCGAUCAUGUUUAUGAAAGUACCUACAUGUCUGCUAGUCUACUACACCUCUUCAAUCCAUAUGGAUACCAAGCUCACCAAUAUCCAUCGGUUUGACUUAGAGAGCAGACAUUUUGUACACAUUACUCCCAUUCUCUAAUUUACAUACGGCCACGAACCCAGUGAGAUUGGAAAUUGACCAAGAUGGGUACAAGACAAGCAAAUCAGUGCGGAUUGAAAAUGAACAGGUACAGACUCAUCCACUUUUGUAUAGUCACAUGUUACUCUCCUACUUCAACCAAGCAAUUUUUAUCUUCUUUGAACAUUAUCAAUCAUCCUUUCCUUCAGGCUAGCCAACGAGACAAAAUCGUCCAGUUGACUAAGGUGGUGUACAAUCGCAAAACGAAGCCCAUUCCUUCCUGCCCGUACUGCCUUUCGAAAACGCUUUGCCUUACACGUCAGAGAUGGGACCUUUCCUUUCCCAUCGAUUUGGAAGACGAUACACCAUAA
Amoebophrya sp. A25 is the source of this 4726-nucleotide messenger RNA. NCBI's taxonomy places the organism in Eukaryota, Dinophyceae, Syndiniales, Amoebophryaceae. The record is from the annotation of a GenBank genome assembly.